CGUACGGAUUUCUCGCUCUAAAUAUUUUAUUUCAUUCUUUUUUAUGGGACGAUACUGCGAUCUCUCUAAAGCGACUCAAGCAAGCGCAGGUACUUCUUUGUGAUGAUAUGGAUAUCAAAGAAAUUGAAAAUCCGACGAUGGUUUCGGUUGGUUCUGAGAAAGCCAGCAUGGACAGCAAGGGAAAGAAUAUAAUAUGCUAUGAUAAGAAGUGGGAAGACCAAUUGGAGGAUGCUUCAGGCAGUGAUCAUGGAAAUACUGUUAGUUUAGCAGGGUCCGAAGAUAAUUAUGAGUUUAACUUGUCAUAUAAUUAUGAUGAUGGGGAUUAUGAUGACUACACUGAUGAUGUUUCUGAUGAUUGCGAUAAUCAUGAAUACUUAUAUGAAGAUGAUUACUGGAUUAUGCAAUCCCAUUUUGAUAAUGUGGAUCUUUCUCCGGGGGUAGAGGCUUCACUUAACUUGUUGAAAGACUCUUCUUUAAUUGAAGAUAUGCAACAACAACUCAAGGCUGUCGCGGCUUCCUUUAAUCUACUUGGAAUCAAGAAGGAAGCAAUAUUAGAUGUUAAUGAUGGACUGAAGUCAGCUUCUACCAGUACUGUAAUGGUCCCAAGGGAGUCAGGGUUUGAACAGAAAGAAAGAAAUGAAGAACAUAUAAUGCAAAAUUUUCGAAGUUUCAAACAUUUUGAUGUUGUGGAUGUUUUCUCAAGCCAUCGUUACCGCAACUUGACCUCAUCUGGACAGACGUAUCCAAAGGAGUAUGCAAAGCGAAUUCAAGAGGAGUGGAAAAUUCUGGAGAGUGGCUUACCAGAAACAAUAUAUGUGAGAGUUUGUGAAGCAAAUAUGGGUCUUUUAAGAGCUGUCAUUAUGGGACCUUCUGGUACUCCAUACCAUGAUGGCCUUUUCUUCUUUGAUUGUUUCUUCCCUCCAAAAUAUCCUAAUGAGCCACCGAUGGUUUAUUACUAUUCCGGCGGUCUCCGGUUAAAUCCAAAUUUGUAUAGCUGUGGUAAAGUAUGCCUAAGCCUUUUGGGCACUUGGCAUGGUGAAGAGACUGAGAUGUGGGUUCCAGGCCAAUCAACCAUGCUACAAGUUUUGGUUUCCAUACAAGCCCUGAUUCUGAAUGCUAAACCCUUCUUUAACGAGCCUGGUUUCGAGAUUUCGUAUGUUGGGGCCGAAGGUGAAAAGAGGUCCAGGAAGUACAAUGAGGAUGCAUUUGCUCUGUCCUUGAAGACAAUGAUUUACACUCUAAGAAGACCGCCGCAGCAUUUCGAGGACUUUGUCGCCGGUCAUUUUCGCUCCCAUGCACGUGACAUUAUCAUGGCUUGUGAAGCAUAUAAAGAGGGUGCUGCUAUCGGCUCCGUUCUGGUUAAAGAUUGCGUAACAGACCCUAAUAAAACCGAAAACAGUAGCUCCGAGAGAUUUAAAAGAACAAUGACGAAGAUGAUCGAUACAAUGGUGAAGGUGUUUGUGGAAAACGGGUCAACCUACGAGCAGUUUCUGAAUUCAAGUACCUGAUAUCAUUCGGAGAAGAUUAAAGUCAUCGUGAAAGGUUUAUAACUCAGUUGAAUUAUGAAAAGGUUCUUGUUUUUGGUAAAUAGAA
Molecule: messenger RNA, 1593 nt
Organism: Gossypium arboreum
Lineage: Eukaryota; Viridiplantae; Streptophyta; Magnoliopsida; Malvales; Malvaceae
Product: putative ubiquitin-conjugating enzyme E2 38
Exons: 8
Coding region: 108-1508 (466 amino acids)
Molecular function (GO): ubiquitin conjugating enzyme activity
Source: RefSeq, a predicted model, not a curated record